Cetraspora pellucida is the source of this 375-nucleotide messenger RNA. Lineage: Eukaryota; Fungi; Glomeromycota; Glomeromycetes; Diversisporales; Gigasporaceae. The record is from the annotation of a GenBank genome assembly.
UUAUAUUGACGGUGCUAUACUUGUUUACGAUAUUUCUGAAGAUAAUGGAUUAAAUGGAAUGAAAGAACUAUUAUGUGAAUAUAGUAGCAAUGAAAUUCCUAUUAUGAUUAUUGCCAAUAAAUGUGACAAAAAUGAGCAUAAGAAUAGAGACGACCUUUUAAAAGAAAUUAAAUAUUAUUUUGGAGAGGAAUUAAAUAUCUUAGGAAAAGAGUUUUUAUUCGAUAAAACCUCAGAUAUGGAAAAGACUAGCGCUAGUCUCAAUAAAAUCUUAGAAGAAUGUAUAAAUAGAUUUUCGGAGUUUCGAGAAAUCAAAGGUCUAAAAGAAUUGACCUCUCCAAGUAACCAAUUCAAAUCUAUGACGCAAUAUGCAAUGCG